CCCGCGGCCCGCCGGGUGCUGUAGUUUCCGCGGGCGAAAUUCCGCGGCGAGGCCGGACUACGCCUCCCGCCAUGCCCCGCGGCAGCCCGCCAGAGGCGGCCAGAGCUAAGGCCCAAAAGUUGUCACUAUCAUCGACAGUUACUUGCCAGCUGAGCAGCUGAAGUCUGUGGAAAAACUCGUUUCCCUUCCUUGCCAGAGGCUGGGCGCCCAAAUGGGGUAACAUGGAAGCUGCUGAUCUUACCAAUUUCUGUGCCUGUUCUUCAGGAUCUCUAAGUCUCUGAACAAAAUGAAUUUCAUUACAAGGCUUUCUACUUUAUGUCCGAGGAAAAGCAAGAUGCAACAGAGGCACCAAAGUAGUAGACGACCAGCUGUUCCACUUGGAUCACGGAUUUUAACUGAUCCGUCUAAAGUUUUUGAGCAUAACAUGUGGGACCACAUGCAGUGGUCACAAGAAGAAGAAGAGGGUGCCAAGGAAAAAGCAGCAGCGAACUCGCUUGUGAAAGUUCAAUGGGAAGACCAAGAUAAAUAUGAGAGAGAAGCCAGUAAAUAUUGGAAUGAAUUUUACAAGACUCAUAAAAAUAACUUUUUCAAGGAUCGCAAUUGGCUGUUUCUGGAGUUUCCAGAAAUUCUUCCAGAAAAAAUGAGAGAAGAGUUAAAAAUGGAAGAAAGAUCUUCAGAACACACAAAAAUAAAUAGUACCAACAGUUUUUCAUGCAAAAAUGAAAUCUUUGAGGAAGGAGAAAAAUACAGGAAGAAAAAUUAUGGAGGUGGUUCUACUUCUGUACAAGGAUAUGUAUAUAAUAAAAAACAAGCACAAUCUCUUACUGACAAUACUCAGGGUAAAAAUGGUGGAGAAGAACUUGACAGGCUAGAAUCUUUCCCUGGUAGUGAUGCCAGCUACAGAGUAUUAGAGGUUGGUUGUGGUGCUGGAAACAGUGUCUUUCCUAUUUUGAAAGUUCUGUGCAAUACACCUGGAACCUUUCUGUACUGUUGUGAUUUUGCUUCAGGAGCAGUGGAGCUGGUAAAGUCACAUUCGUCCUACAGUUCAGCCUGGUGUUCUGCCUUUGUUCAUGAUGUGUGUGAUGAUGCUUUACCCUAUCCUUUUCCAGAUGAGAUCCUGGAUGUCAUUCUCCUUGUCUUUGUGCUCUCUACUAUUCAUCCUGACAGGAUGCAAGGGGUUGUAAAUAGGUUGGCUAAACUACUGAAACCUGGAGGAAUGUUGUUAUUUCGAGACUAUGGAAGAUAUGAUACAGCUCAACUUCGUUUUAAAAAAGGUCAUUGCUUGUCAGAAAAUUUUUAUGUACGAGGAGAUGGAACCAGAGUAUAUUUCUUUACCAAAGAUGAGGUAUGGAACAUGUUCAACUUGGCUGGAUUAACUGAAGUACAGAAUUUAGUUGAUCGACGAUUACAAGUAAACAGGAAGAAAAAAGUGAAAAUGCAGCGAGUUUGGAUACAAAGCAAGUUCCAAAAACCAUUGCAGCUAUCUUGGAAUAAUGCUGAAGAAACCACUGAAAGGCACCCUUAUAGAUAAUCGUACCAUGAACUCCAGAAACCAAAGCAAAUUCAACAAAACCAAGGCAGGUGCUUGUACAGUAUCUGCAAAUCCACUGAACCUGAAGAGGACAACCAAAAUGCAGGGCAGAUGGGGAGACAGCAUGAACUCUAGUGACACUAAGGAAAAAUUUCUUGUAUUGGAAACUGCGUUUUCUGUUUUGUCUUUUGGUUGCAACUCAGCUAAUUUGUAGAGUCUGCUGUUUAAUAGUGACUAAAAAUUUCUAACAAACCAUUCUGAAAUUUGUAUUAAACACCAAUAGAAAUCACUUAACAUAAAUUUUGCUACUUCAUUUUGAUUUGUGUGAACUUUAUUCACUGCUCUGGCGUGCUCUUUGAUCUGUUGACAUAUGCCUCAUUUCUCCUUCUCCCUGUGCAUGGUAGACAAUUAAGCAGUUUCCACAGGAGCUAUAUAUACAAACAUUUGCAGUAAAGUUUGCUGGCUGGCUUAUUUCUAGAAUUGAAGCAAGAUAGUUUCAUUUCCUUCUGUACAGAACAGAUUGCUUUUUCUUUUUGUGUGAAUGCAAUGAAUUGUUUAGAUACUAAAUAAAUAUAGUGGUAUUGA
Tyto alba (common barn owl) is the source of this 2116-nucleotide messenger RNA. RefSeq names its product methyltransferase 8, methylcytidine (gene METTL8). The coding region runs from base 287 to 1531 and encodes 414 amino acids. Lineage: Eukaryota; Metazoa; Chordata; Aves; Strigiformes; Tytonidae. The transcript has 12 exons. The record is from RefSeq and is a predicted model, not a curated record. Gene Ontology annotation, molecular function: tRNA (cytidine-N3)-methyltransferase activity.